AUGGCGCCGCCGAACGGCAGGAAGAAGGUGUGGGGCUGCCGCCGAACCGCGGGAAAACCAACGGCAUCGAGCCCUUCAAAAAAAAAAAAAUGCUGCAUCGAGCUGAAUCUGCUGAAUGCUCCUAGCCCAACCGUACCAACGCUCAACAAGCUCACCGAGAAAACCCUUGCGGCGCUCUAUGGUGGCAAACCCACCGCUGCCACCCCGGCUACCUCAAGGGACCGCGCCGCCCACCUCGCCGCCGCCGUCCACGGCUCGGCCGCGGCCAAGAACUUUGCGCACGCCAUCCGUUUGACGAAAUCCCUCGUCCAGGCCUCCUCCCCCGGCGCGCGCCCGGGCGCUGCCGCCUUCGCCGCGCUCGCCUCCACCUCCAGCUCCCCUGGCCCCGCGCUCGGGGUGCUCGUCAUCGCUCUCUCCCAGAUGGCGCUCCACGACGAGGCGCUGUCCGUCUUCCACCGCCUGCCGACGCCGCCGGCGCUGCCCGCCUGCAACGCGAUCCUCGACGUGCUGGUGAAAGCCCACAGGUUCGACCGCGUCUGGAAGCUGUUCGACGAAAUGCUGAGCCGGGGGAUGGCGCCGACCGUGGUGACGUACAACACGCUCAUCAACGCGUGCCGGCAUGAGGGUGCUGUGGCGAAGGCUCGGGAGGUCUGGAAGCAGAUGUUGGCGAGACUGAUUGGUCCAAAUGUGGUCACUUACUCGACGAUGAUAUCCGCACUUUGUGACGAGGGCUGCAUUGCCGAGGCUGAGCGGCUGUUCCUUACCAUGAAGGAAACAGGGAUGCGACCCAACCAUUACACAUACAAUGCACUGAUGAGCAGCCACUGCAAGAGAGAUGGUAUCAAGAGGGCACUCACGUUGUACCAGGAACUGCUGAAGAGUGGUCUUGUUCCCAAUGCUGUGAUCUUUACAACGCUGAUUGACGGUUUCUUCCAGGUGAACAGAACAAGUGAUGCAAAAAAUAUUUUUCUUGACAUGCACAGGUAUGGAGUUGCUCCCACUGUGCCCGUGUACAACAGCUUGAUUGAUGGAGCUUUCAGGUCUGGUGAUUCACAAGAAGCAUUAACAGUUUAUGAGGACAUGACUCGCCUAGGUUUGUGCCCAGAUGAGUUCACCUGCAGCAUAGUUGUAAGAGGCCUCUGUUCUGGAGGUCAAGUGAAGGUAGCGGCCAGGUUUCUUGAAGCAAUGCAGCAAUCUGGUAUUAAUCUUAAUGCAGCUGCAUACAACGCGCUAAUUGAUGAGUACUGCAAGAAUGGAAAUCUAGCUGAAGCCCUGGCAACAUGCACAAUAAUGAGUGAGGUUGGAAUUGAGCCCAAUGUGGUGACAUACUCCUCCUUGAUAGAUGGGCAUUCAAAGAAAGGGAAGAUGGAAAUAGCAAUGGCUAUAUACACGGAGAUGAUAGCCAAAGGGGUUGAACCUAAUGUGUUGACAUACACGGCUCUGAUUCAUGGCCAUGCCAAGGAUGGUGACAUCAAUGCUGCUUUUAGGUUACAGAAGGAGAUGGCGGAGAAAGGCAUUUCUCCUAAUUCAGUCACAGUGUCAGUUCUUGUUGAUGGUCUCUGCAGAGAGAAUAGGAUUCAAGAUGCAGUCAUGAUCUUCAUGAAGCACUCAGGGCAGAAGAAGCAUGCUGACAUUCGUACCUGUUUAUCGAACUCCACAACUGAGGAAGACCAUUCAAUCCCAAACAGUGUGACAUACAUGACCUUGAUAUAUGGUCUUUAUUUAGAUGGCCAAUACCGUGAAGCUGGUAAGUUCUUCUCUUGCAUGAGAGAAUCUGGUAUGGUGCCCGAUAGCUUCACUUACUCACUACUGAUUCGUGGACAGUGCAUGCUUGGCUAUGUCUUGAAUGCCAUGAUGCUCUAUGCUGAUAUGGUUAAGGUUGGUGUUAAACCCAUGACAACAGUCUGUCCUGACAUUUGGUCAAGGGAUGCACCAAAUGAUCUCAAAACUGUUGAAACAUAAGUGUUGGCUCAUCUGACUAGAAUCAAGGCUUGAGAGAAGUUUCACAGAAGCCCAGUUUACAGAUCGCGAACCCCAUGACUUGUCAGUCAUCACAAUGAAGAACCAUUCUGCUACAUCUGGGACAGAACUGAGAGCUUGCCAUCUCAAUAGCCCUUCACAUAUGAGUUUCAACUAAGGGUUUCUUUUUGGAGAAAUUGAACCUGCUUCUCAAGGCAAAUGAAGGUUCAGCCAACUUCACAUUAAUUUGGAUCAUUUUGGACCACCAGCUCUGUGAAUGGAAAAUAUGGGAAGUCCCGUACCUUAUAGAUGAUAUGUUGAUUAAUAGAAGCUGCACAAGAUGAUUGUAAGCUUUCUCUAAGGGACGCAGAUGGCUAUAAUGAACAGAGCUUCAGAGUUGAAGCCCAGCUGUAGCAAAUGACCGAUUGACAGUAAUGCGAUCUAGCACGCUAAACCGCUUCUGUGCUGGUUGAUAUACAAAUUGCUUGUGUUCUGAGCUAGCCGAGCUCGGAGUAGAGACGGAGAUGCAAGUGUGCAGCACAUGCUGCACUAGGACUAUAAUGGACGAUAUGAUCCAUAUCACCUUAGUCAUAGAUAAUUUGUACAGCUUCGCUGCUGAUAGUCAAAUUUGCUGCCACAUGCGAGAUGUGAAAGAUGGUCUCCUAUUUUUAUGAGAUUAUUAAUGAG
This is a messenger RNA of Triticum dicoccoides, 2646 nucleotides long. RefSeq names its product pentatricopeptide repeat-containing protein At5g61400-like. The transcript has 3 exons. The record is from RefSeq and is a predicted model, not a curated record. Gene Ontology annotation, molecular function: protein binding. NCBI's taxonomy places the organism in Eukaryota, Viridiplantae, Streptophyta, Magnoliopsida, Poales, Poaceae. The coding region runs from base 1 to 1962 and encodes 653 amino acids.